AAGCCCGUUGAAUGUCCGUUUCCUUUGAGUCUGUUACUUGACCAAGGGUUUAUCUACGCCCUUCUCCUUCGCACACAAAACCCCUUCCAUUCCAGUUUCCAAGUUGCAGUCCCUCAGCCCGCCGAUUACGCCAUGGACCCUUCCACGGUUGAUCCUGCUGUUCUGAAAUCACUCCAAGAGGAAAAGCAAAAGGCAAUGGUGAAUGAGUUGAUUGCUAAGGUCACAAGUUCGUGUUGGGACAAAUGCAUUACCAGCAGUCCAGGAAGCAAGUUCAGCUCCACCGAAACAAAUUGCCUAUCUAACUGUGCCCAACGCUAUAUUGAUAUGACUGGCUUGAUUGUUAAGCGUUUCCAGUCGAUGAACUAGCAAGAUAGAGAGAAAACAUCAAGUAGUAAAAAAAGUGUUGGUUUGUACCCGCAUGUGCAAUUGUUGGCAAGUUUUUACUCCGAAAUCAACUUUACACUAUUAUUCAUUUCCUUGACUAGUCAUCAUCUUCAUCUCCUCCUGUCUACAUUUUUUCUUUAUUCACGCAGUCUACGUCUUCGAUGGAUCAGGGUCUAACCCCGUUGACACAUUAGGCACUCAUCUUACCAUCUAGGGCCUCUGUCCCUUGUCAUUUUCAUUAGCUUAUUUUACAUAGGCUUGUACCUACAGGACUAUUUGCAAUUAAAGAGAUGAACGUGUGGAAAAACUCAAGUUUGAGUCAAUUGAUUACUGAAAUGGGUGUAUCUUUU
Molecule: messenger RNA, 734 nt
Organism: Cuscuta europaea
Lineage: Eukaryota; Viridiplantae; Streptophyta; Magnoliopsida; Solanales; Convolvulaceae
Source: the annotation of a GenBank genome assembly